This is a messenger RNA of Ricinus communis (castor bean), 1796 nucleotides long. Its product is annotated as argininosuccinate synthase, chloroplastic. The record is from RefSeq and is a predicted model, not a curated record. Bases 149 to 1627 code for a protein of 492 amino acids. Gene Ontology annotation, cellular component: cytoplasm. The transcript has 10 exons. Gene Ontology annotation, biological process: urea cycle; L-arginine biosynthetic process. Gene Ontology annotation, molecular function: ATP binding; argininosuccinate synthase activity. NCBI's taxonomy places the organism in Eukaryota, Viridiplantae, Streptophyta, Magnoliopsida, Malpighiales, Euphorbiaceae.
AAGAAAAAACCUCCUAAAACCCUAAUUAACAAGUUUGUCUUUUGUCUGCAUUAUUAUUUAUUAUUUUAUGUUUAAAAAUUCUUAGACAGGCACCAUUACAAUCUAAAGAAGAGCUCACUAUAGUAUAGACAGAAAAAAAGAGAAAAACAUGGCAGUAUCUUCGUCAUCUUCUUCACUGAAUCUUGCAUUUCAUGGCUCCAAAGGAGAUGUGUUUUUGCAGAGUCACAAACUAUCCUCUAUCAAGAAAUCACCAGCUUUAUUCCAAAAGUUAGGUGCAAAGAGGAGUGAGCUCCAAGGUGAUGCAUUUCUGGGCAGUAAACGAAUUAUUCUUCGAACUUGUCGAAAUAAAGCCGUUCAAGCAGUUUUAUCCAGCGAUAGAGAAGUAGAAUUUUCAGAAGCUACAAAGAAUGAAGGGUUACGGGGCAAAUUAAAUAAGGUUGUUUUAGCCUAUAGUGGUGGCUUAGACACCUCUGUCAUUGUUCCAUGGCUAAGGGAGAAUUAUGGUUGUGAGGUUGUCUGCUUCACUGCGGAUGUUGGUCAGGGACUAAAAGAGUUGGAAGGCUUGGAGGAAAAGGCCAAGGCAAGUGGGGCUUGUCAGUUGGUGGUUAAGGACUUGCAGGAAGAAUUUGUGAGAGAUUAUAUUUUUCCUUGCUUGCGAGCUGGUGCGAUCUAUGAAAGGAAAUACUUGCUGGGUACCUCAAUGGCACGUCCUGUUAUUGCUAAGGCCAUGGUGGAUGUUGCCAAAGAAGUGGGAGCAGAUGCUGUUGCUCAUGGAUGCACAGGAAAAGGAAAUGAUCAGGUUCGCUUUGAACUGACCUUCUUUGCACUAAAUCCUGAACUGAAUGUUGUGGCUCCUUGGCGAGAAUGGGAUAUCAAGGGGAGGGAAGAUGCCAUUGAAUAUGCCAAGAAACAUAAUGUGCCUGUCCCUGUGACAAAGAAAUCUAUAUACAGCAGAGACCGGAACUUGUGGCACCUGAGCCAUGAGGGUGACAUCUUAGAAGACCCGGCCAAUGAGCCGAAGAAAGAUAUGUACAUGAUGAGUGUUGAUCCAGAAAAUGCACCUAACCAGCCCGAAUAUGUAGAAAUUGGGAUAGUGUCAGGCCUCCCUGUUUCAGUUAAUGGGAAGCAGCUUUCCCCAGCUUCUCUUCUCUCUCAUCUUAAUGAGAUUGGUGGGAGACAUGGUAUUGGUCGUAUUGACAUGGUUGAGAACCGACUUGUUGGUAUGAAAAGCCGUGGGGUCUAUGAAACUCCUGGAGGAACCAUUCUUUUCACUGCUGCACGUGAACUGGAGUCGUUAACAUUGGAUAGAGAAACAAUGCAAGUUAAAGAUUCGCUUGCCCUGAAGUAUGCCGAGCUAGUGUAUGCAGGUAGGUGGUUUGACCCAUUGCGCGAGUCUAUGGACGCAUUCAUGGAAAAGAUCUCAGAGAAAACAACUGGUUCUGUGACUCUUAAGUUAUACAAAGGAUCUGUGUCGGUAACUAGUCGGACAAGCCCCUAUAGCCUGUACAGGCAAGAUAUCUCAUCCUUUGAGAGUGGGAAGAUAUAUGAUCAGGCUGAUGCAGCUGGCUUUAUACGGCUUUAUGGUCUUCCAAUGAAGGUUAGGGCAAUGCUUGAGAAUGGAAUCUGAUCUUUUUUUUCUUUCCCAUCUUAGUGUGAAUGAUGAUGGAGUUGGGGGCAUACUAUCGUGUUUCAAGUUAUUUCAAGUACAACUUUCUGUUUAUGCUCCAAACUUCUUCUCCCUUUUCUAUAUUAGUGUUCUAUAAUGAACUUAAUCAUAUGCAGCUUCAAUUCCACGA